Messenger RNA from Limulus polyphemus (Atlantic horseshoe crab), 1200 nucleotides. RefSeq names its product FMRFamide receptor-like. Gene Ontology annotation, cellular component: membrane. Gene Ontology annotation, biological process: G protein-coupled receptor signaling pathway. Gene Ontology annotation, molecular function: G protein-coupled receptor activity. The transcript has a single exon. Bases 1 to 1200 code for a protein of 399 amino acids. Lineage: Eukaryota; Metazoa; Arthropoda; Merostomata; Xiphosura; Limulidae. The record is from RefSeq and is a predicted model, not a curated record.
AUGGCUGGAUCUGACGUACUGAAUGAUUCUUGGAUCUGUAACAUUUCCGACUGGACAUUCGAAUUGUUCCCAAUUCCACCAGAAGAUUGCGCCCUGUGGCAGACCGUGGAAUCAGUAUUUGAAUUAGAAAAUGAAACAAAAACUGAAACGGUAGAUUCUGAGCUUACAUACUUACGAUUUCGGAACCUAAGUCGCUUUUGGAUUCAGCGAGUGUUUGUACCAAUAAUUUCUUUUGUCGGUGUCGUAGGAAACCUCUUGACCAUUGCGAUCAUGACCCGUCGACAUAUGCGCUCCUCUACCAAUAAUUACCUAACGGGCUUGGCCAUUUCUGACAUGUUGUACUUAGUAUGUAUUUUGAUCUUGUCUAUUGCUCACUACUCCGGCAUGACGGAUUUCCACCACAUUAAUUACUGGAGACUGUGGCCCUAUACUUUACUGCUGACUGAUGCCUGUAGUAACACUUCUGUGUGGCUGACUGUGACCUUUACAAUCGAGAGGUAUAUUGCCGUGUGUCACCCAAUCAAAGGAAAAGUAUACUGCACCGAGUCUCGCGCCAAAAAGGUGGUUAUAACUGUAGCUCUUAUUUGUUGCUGCUUGACCCUUCCGACCCCUUUCGAAUGGACUGUUAUAGAAGUCACUGAACCCCUUACUAACAAGACCACAGUACAGCCAACAUUUUCUGAACUUGGAAUGAAUAUACUUUACAGAAACGUAUACUACUGGUUAUGCGUGUCUUUGUUCGUCUUCAUACCACUUAUACUGUUGACUGUUUUCAACUUUUUCUUGAUCAGGUCCGUACGUGCUUCUAAAAUACAACGGAACACGAUGACCAGACGCCGAAACAAUCGGAAUUAUUCUCGACAGGAAAGCAAGAUUACCAUUAUGUUGAUUGCUGUUGUAGUCUUAUUUACGGUCUGCCAGCUGCCCACAGCUGUUCUCCUAGUGUACACCACAUUUCAUCCCCAAAUUCCCAUGACUCGUGGAUUAGGAAACAUCUUUAACUUCUUGAUGGCUAUUAAUUCCGCUGGGAACUUUAUUCUCUAUUGUGUUCUCAGUCAGCAAUAUCGACGAACUUUCUCGCAAAUAUUUUUUCCCUGUUUGAAGACUAGACUGGUCCGAUUACAUGUCGAUGAGAUGAUCCCUUCUCUGAUGCUACUCGUCAUCCUGGACACACUGGCGUUGUCGUCUACGUUGGAGUAG